This is a messenger RNA of Lotus japonicus, 1892 nucleotides long. Its product is annotated as cytochrome P450 71D8-like. NCBI's taxonomy places the organism in Eukaryota, Viridiplantae, Streptophyta, Magnoliopsida, Fabales, Fabaceae. The transcript is spliced from 3 exons. The record is from RefSeq and is a predicted model, not a curated record. Bases 162 to 1685 code for a protein of 507 amino acids. Gene Ontology annotation, molecular function: iron ion binding; oxidoreductase activity, acting on paired donors, with incorporation or reduction of molecular oxygen; monooxygenase activity.
UAUAUAGAUCAAGGGGAGAGGAUAAGUGGCAGGAGAUCGAUAGUGAGCGAAAAGGAGAGAAAGAAAGAGGAGUUAGAAGAGGAGAGGAAAGGCAAGGAAGAAAAUUAUAAGACCUGGAUAAGGAUCAUAGAAUAGAAGCAUCAGUUUCAAACACUCAUGCCAUGGAAUUCCAAUCUUCAUUCCUAGCUAUCACCGCACUCCUCUUCUCGCUGCUUUUGCUUGCUAAGAUUUUUAAAGGGAGAAGCAGUGUGGUUCAUAAACUGCCACCAGGGCCAUGGAAGUUACCUAUAAUAGGGAAUCUGCAUCAACUGAUAGCAGCAGGGCCACUUCCCCACCGUGCUCUUCGAGAUCUAGCCCUCAAACAUGGACCUAUGAUGCAUCUUCAGAUGGGUGAAAUUUCUACAAUAGUUGUAUCAUCUCCUGAUUUGGCCAAGGACAUAUUGAAGACACAUGAUCUCGCUUUUGCACAAAGACCUGAACUCUUCUUUUCUGAAAUUUUGGCCUAUGAUUCAACAGAUAUUUCCUUUGCUCCAUAUGGUGAAUACUGGAGACAGAUGAGGAAGAUAUGUACCUUAGAGCUUCUGAGUGCCAAAAGGGUUAAGUCUUACUCUUACAUUCGGAAAGAUGAGGUGGCUAAGCUCAUACAAUCCAUUCACUUGUCUGCAUCUGCAGGUUCAACACACAAUGUUUCUAAGAGUAUUUACUCUUUGAUAAGCGCAUCGGUUUCGAGGGCAACAUUUGGUCAUAAAACCACAUGUGAAGAUGAACUCUUGUUCUUAAUCAAGAAAACAUUUGAACUGGUUGGAGGUUUUGAUGUUUCUGAGUACUUCCCUUCAUGGAAAUCUCUUCAUCUCAUAACUCAGAUAAAAGCUAAAUUGAGGGAUACGCAAAAGAAGAUGGACAGGAUUUUAGACAGCAUUGUCAAGGAGCGUCGGUCAAACCCUGACAAGGGUACUGAAACUCUUGUUGAUGUUCUUUUGCGUAUACAACAAAGUGGCGAUCUCGAGUUCCCAAUCACAGAUGACAACAUCAAAGCCGUGAUAUGGGACAUGCUCGUUGCAGGGAGUGAUACUUCAGGAAUAGUCAUAGAGUGGGCUAUGUCAGAGAUGAUGAAAAAUCCAAGAGUGAGACACAAGGUACAGGCUGAAAUAAGAGAAGCUUUCAAGGGAAAGAAGACUAUUGACGAGGCCGAUCUACAUCAACUUACAUACUUUAAGCUAGUGAUCAAAGAAACCUUCAGGCUACACCCACCCGGUCCCCUAUUGCUGCCGAGAGAAUGUAGGGAACCACGCAAGAUUGGUGGAUAUGAAAUACCUGUUAAAACUAGAGUUAUAGUAAAUGCAUGGGCACUUAAAAGAGAUCCCAACCAUUGGUCUGAUCCAGAGCAGUUUAUACCUGAGAGGUUUCAGGACUCAAGUCUUGACUAUAAAGGGACUAACUUUGAGUACCUCCCUUUUGGGGCGGGAAGGAGAAUGUGUCCAGGCCUUCUACUUGGCAUAGCUAAUGUUGAGCUUGCUCUAGCUUCAUUACUUUACCACUUCAAUUGGGAACUCACGGAUGGAAUGAAACCAGAGGACUUGGAUAUGACUGAAAUCUUCGGAGCUGUUGUGGGAAAGAAAAACAACCUCUAUUUGAUUCCAACUCCAUAUGAUCUUGCCAUUCAUCCUGAUGUCAAUGCCAAUUGAACCUCUAUAGUACUGCCCUUAUUUCAUUUUAGUGAAUUUGUCCAAUAAUUACAUGUAAUAAAGGGAAUGAUGUUGUCAGCCAAACUCAGCUUGGUCAAUCUUAAACUUUUUUCAAGUAGUAAUCUAGUCUUCUUGGUUUUUCCCCUCCAAUAUUGUAACAAUGAAACAAACUUCUAUCUCAAGCAUACAAUGUAUUUUUCACACUAA